AUGGCCACCUCCGCCCUGUCCAUCUGCAACCUGAGCUAUGGCAACCGCGCCUGCCUGCCCGGCUCCAGUGACUCUUGCACCGACUCCUCCUGGCAGGUGGACGACUGUCCAGAGAGCUGCUGUGAGCCCACCUGCUGUGCCCCAGCUUCCUGCCUGACCCUCAUCUGCACCCCAGUGAGCUGCAUGUCUAGCCCCUGCAGCCAGGUGACUUGUGAUCCCAGCCCCUGCCAAUCAGCCUGCACCAGCGCUUGCACACCCUCAUGCUGCCAGCCCUCCUGCUGCACCUCCUCCUCCUGCCAGCAGACCUGCUGCACACCCGUCUGCUGCACACCUGUCUGCUGCACACCCGUCUGCUGCACACCCGUCUGCUGCAAGCCCCUGUGCUGUGUGCCCGUCUGCUCUGGGGCCUCCUCCUGCUGCCAGCCCACCCCCUGCACCUCCUCCUGCUGCAGACCCUCCUCCUGCGUGUCCCUCAUCUGCCGCCCCGUGUGCAGGCCUGCCUGCUGCGUGCCCGCCUCCUCCUGCUGUGGCCCUGCCUCCUCCUGCCAGCCCAGCUGCUGCCGCCCAUCCUCCUGCAUGUCCCUGCUCUGCCGCCCCGUGUGCUCCCGCCCGGCCUGCUGCAUCCCCACCUCGGCCCAGAAGUCCUGCUGCUGA
This is a messenger RNA of Myotis daubentonii (Daubenton's bat), 654 nucleotides long. RefSeq lists its product as uncharacterized. NCBI's taxonomy places the organism in Eukaryota, Metazoa, Chordata, Mammalia, Chiroptera, Vespertilionidae. The record is from RefSeq and is a predicted model, not a curated record. Gene Ontology annotation, cellular component: keratin filament.